GAAAACCAAAAGCCUUGACAAUGUUCAGAGAUAACAUCAGAGAAGAUAUUAUCAAAUUAACACUCUCUUUUCUUGUUCCCAAUCCAAUGUGAAACGUAAAAUCUAUUGAAGCAAUUCCUUAGACUCGGCAGAACAGUGGUUACGCUCAGCAACGUCUUCUAUUUUCUUCCUGGAAUCCUUUCCGCUAAGCUACGUCUCUGUUUUAUUUAUCACUCGUAAAAGAAGAACCAAAGUUGUCGAAAUACACCUAUCUGCAGUCGGUGACGGACGGCGUGAAGAUGCCCCGGAUCGCGAUGUGCUCUUCUGGAGCUCAAGAUUCAUUCGCCUCUUCCACCUUUUUGCACUAUUUAUGGCGGAGUUCAAAGGUUAAGAUUCAGAAAGCUGCUCUAGUUGCUGCCCUGAAGUGAUUUGUUGGCAAAAAUCUCUAAUUUGCCUUGAAGUUUUCUCCGGUGCUCCAACGGGUUCUUAUAAGAAACAAUAGAUAAGGUUUUCAUGCAUAUGAAGAGGAAAGGAAUGAAACCGGAUAAUGGAUGGUCUUGCCUCACGAAACUAGAUGACCAAUUGACGUGGAUGCCUCCAAUGAUGAGAAAUUUAUUAGGAUUUAGUAUUUCGUAUUAUAUGUGUAUCUUUUUGUAAUUAAUACGUAGUAUGAAAAUUUUAGACUUCAUAGAUUCAUGUGUGCAAUCAUCAUUCUACAUAAUUGCAAUACUUCUAAAGAAAGCAUCUUCCCGCUCAAGCAUAUUGCUAUUUCCACCGUUAGAUCGCAAAAUAGAUCUACGGCAUUGGCUUCUCAACUUCUCAGUUGUCUCCGUCAAUUCGAUCUACGGCAUUAGCUCCUCAGCUUCUCCUUCCUUUCGACCGGAAAAUUCCUCAACUCCUCAGCUUCGCACAAACCAAAUCUCUCAACUUCGCACAAAUCAAAUUGCUUUCCAAUUCUCAUCGCUCAAUUCCUCACUUGAACAAAUCGAUUGUUGAAGAGGCAAGGCCAAAAUUGCAGAAGAGUUGGGAGAAGUAGCAGAGGAAGAUGAAGCCAUGGUAUGGUUGUAGAAGAAGAGGCGAUACCUCUGAACUCAGCCACUGUACCGCUCCUCAGUUCUCAUCUCUCAAUUCCUCCCAUGAACAAUCGAUUAAUGAAGAGGCAUGGCCGAAAUUGCACAUGAAUUGGGAGUAAUUGCAGAGGGAGACGAAGCCAUGGCUGCAGAAGAGGAUACGCCCCCGCAUUCUUCUUUGGUGCUACUUCUCCUGGCCAUCUUCGUUAGUAAGCGAUGAUAUGAAUUGGGAAUAAUAGCAAAGGAAGAUGAAGCCAUGGCUGCAGAAGAGGAGAUGCCCCUGCAUUCUUCUUCAGUGCCGCUUCUCCUGGCUAUAUUCGUCAGUAAGCAAUGAGGUGCAAACUUAAUGAGAUAGACAGGGAAAAUUGUCUUUUCCUUCCUCUUCUCGAUUUCAAGAUGUAGAAGGAGGUCGUUGGUUGAGUAGUGUUGGUUCCUCUUCUUAAUUAGGAUUCAACUAACUUCCCAUAGUCAACCUCAUCGAGGUAUAACUAUGGAGUAGUCAUUGCUGGUGAGAAAGAAGUUGUCAUAGUUGCUGAUUGUUUUGGACACUUUUGAAAAGCAUCGAUUUCCAAUAAGCAUACAAGUGGAUGACUUACUUUACCUGGAUGCUAAAGCGAUACAACUAGCAUGCAAGCCACUUUCUUAGUAUCUUGAAAUAUUAAUUCAUUUAUGCCACUUUUGUAGGUGAAGCAAAAGAUGUAAUUUUUGUUAGACUAUUAUUUUUAUUCGUUGAGAUUGUUCAAAAGUAUCAUUGAUUUUGAGUUUUGCUCAACUAUGUUAUUUGGUCUAUCCCGUUGAUCUUUGUUCAAUGGAGGCAGAUUAUAUCAUUUAUUAUUUUAUCU
This is a messenger RNA of Cuscuta epithymum, 1891 nucleotides long. Lineage: Eukaryota; Viridiplantae; Streptophyta; Magnoliopsida; Solanales; Convolvulaceae. The record is from the annotation of a GenBank genome assembly.